Messenger RNA from Hyla sarda, 4864 nucleotides. RefSeq names its product EGF containing fibulin extracellular matrix protein 1 (gene EFEMP1). Lineage: Eukaryota; Metazoa; Chordata; Amphibia; Anura; Hylidae. The transcript is spliced from 11 exons. Gene Ontology annotation, molecular function: calcium ion binding. The record is from RefSeq and is a predicted model, not a curated record. Bases 186 to 1568 code for a protein of 460 amino acids.
CCUUUCAACGCUGUAUCCACAUGCCUGAAGCAGCAGAGCGUUGAUGUGCUCCCUCGCUUCUCAACUCCCCGAGACUGACUAAAUAGUUGCAUGCUCUAAUCUCAUUCCUGCUUUCAUCCUCUCACCUGCAAAGGAAACCUUGUUUAUGAUUCCCAACCGGAUCACACACUGACCUAUUUAAAAACAUGUUGGGGAUUUUGUUUUUUGCAACGUUGAUCCCAUCAAUAUCAACACAGGAGACUGAUGAGACCAUAACAUAUACGCAAUGUACUGAUGGUUAUGAGUGGGACCCGUUAAGGCAGCAAUGCAAAGAUAUUGAUGAAUGUGGAAUAAUGCAAGAGCCUUGCAAGGGAGGAAUGAAAUGUGUCAACCAUUAUGGAGGAUACCUUUGUCUACCGAGAACUGCACAAAUUUUGUUAAAUAAUGGCCAAGAAGACACAGUUGUCUCACAGAACUCAGGAUCUCAACAAAGCACUGGUCAAAAUGUCUAUGUGGAAAGACCUAAUAGCCCUCCAGAUCCACCACGCAAUGUGCCCGGCACAGUUCAGUUUAUGCAGUGUGCAUCUGGCUAUGAACUAAAUGCACAAAACAUGUGUCAAGACAUAGAUGAAUGUCUAACUGGAACCCACAAUUGCAGAGCAGAUCAAGUGUGCACCAAUGUAAGAGGAUCAUUCACUUGUCUAUGUCCCAGAGGAUAUCAGAAACGAGGAGAACAAUGUAUUGACAUCGAUGAAUGUUCAAUAUCUUCAUUUUGUCACCAUCACUGUGUGAACACACUUGGUUCAUAUUACUGCCAGUGUAACCCCGGUUUUCAGCUUGCUCCUAAUAAUUACAGCUGUGUAGAUGUUGAUGAAUGUAGCACCAGUAGCCCCUGCGCACAAGAAUGCUACAAUAUGAUUGGCUCAUAUGUCUGUCAGUGUAAUCCAGGCUAUGAACUUAGCAGAGACAGAGUAAACUGUGAAGAUAUCGAUGAAUGCAGAACAUCCAGCUACUUGUGUCAGUAUCAAUGUGUUAAUGAGCCUGGAAGAUUCUCUUGUGUAUGCCCAGAAGGAUAUCAACUAGUUGGAACACGAUCAUGUCAAGACAUAAAUGAAUGUGAAAGUAACACACAUGAUUGUGCUGAAGAUGCCAUGUGUUGGAAUUAUUUUGGUGGAUUCCGAUGUUACCCAGCAAACCCCUGCCAAGACCCCUAUGUUCGUAUGUCAGAUAACCGCUGUGUCUGUGCCGUCACAAAUCCUCUUUGCCGCGAUCAACCAUACAGCAUUGUCUACAAAUACAUGAGCAUCAGAUCCAACCGAGCCGUACCUUCUGACAUCUUCCAAGUUCAGGCUACAUUAAUAUAUUCUAAUACUAUCAACACUUUCAGGAUUAAAUCUGGAAAUGAAAACGGAGACUUCUUCUUACGGCAUACAGGUCCAGUGAGUGCAAUGCUUGUUCUGAUCAGACCACUAACUGGACCAAGAGAAUACAUUGUUGACCUGGAAAUGGUGACUGUUAACAGCUUAAUGAACUACCGUUCAAGUUCCAUUUUACGACUUACUGUAAUAGUUGGCCCAUAUGCAUUCUAGUAACUUCACAAUAACACUGGAAGCCGCAACAUACUUCACUCUACAUAACCUUACCUUUUAUUUAUAGAUGUUUCUUUUGUUAUUCACAUUGUAUACAUAGACCACUCACAUCUUUUUGUAAUUACAUUUCAAAUGCAUUGUGUUUUUGGUAAUUGUAUUCAUAGUAUACAGUGAGCGGAGGAAGGCUUUUUAUGAUCAGAAGAGUCACUUGGUCUUAUAUCUUAGUGGCAUCACUAAAUUCAAGGAAUCUAAAGACAUGUCAGCUUUCCUGUCCUUUUAAGUAAAUAUUUUUAUUUUCUAUUACAUAAUAAUAAUGUUGGAAGAUUUUGUCUUAAAACUCUACAUUGUGCCUUUCCUCUGAUAUUUCUUCUAGGAAUUUUACUUUGUCAGUAGGGUGUGUCUGAAAAGCCCAAGUCAGUGCUUUAUAGACACACUUCAUUGUCAAGAAUAAGGCCAUGUUCACACAUCAUUUAGUCAGGAUUAAGGAAUGUAAUCUGCACCUAAAUCCUGACAGAAUCCACUGAUAUUCCACUGUUUAUGAAAGUAAAUAAAGGAAUUUAUAAAAGAAAACUAAAUGUGCAGAGAAUAAUAAAAGCGCAGCAGAUUUUAAAAUCCUUAAAAUGUGAAUUUUUGUUGUGGAUUACACUGAAAAACCCAAUUUAAGGGUGCGUUCACACGCUCUUUGUUUUUGUGGGUUUUCCGCUGCAUAUUUGAAAGGGUGCAGGCUCUUCUCGGCUGUCCGCAGCAGAUUUUCCACAGAGGAAUUUACGCUGCGGACAAUCUGUUAUGGACUGCCGAGAAGAGCCCGCCCCUUUCAAACACGCAGCUGAAAACAUGCAAAAACAAAGAGCGUGUGAACGCACCCUAAAGGAGAACUUCUACUUAUUCACAGGAUAGCGGGUAAGUAGCUACUUUUGGGGGGUCUGACCGCUGAGACGCGGCGCUCAGUGAGGAGCACGUGCUGCAGACAGCACGCACUCAAUUCAUUUUUUAUGGGAGCACCAAAAAGACCCAAGUACAGCACUCGGGCAUCAUUGGUACUACCAUAGAAAUGAAUGAAGCACAUCUCAGAGAUCAGAGUGGGUCUUAGCAGUCGGACCCCCUGCAAUCAGCUACUUAUCCCCUAUCUUGUGGAAAGGGAAUAAGUUGACUUUUGCUGGAGUUCUCUUUUAAAUACAGUUUGUUCCAAAUGCUGUGAAGCGGAGUACCCCUUUAAGGCUAAUCUGCUGGCCUAUCUGCAUUGAGUAUUAUCUUUGGAUUUCUGCCACAGCUGAAAAUCCACUUGAAAAUCUGUGCUGUGUGAACAUGGCCUAUUGGUAACACCCAGUUGUGAAUAUAUUCAUACAAUUCCUGGAGGAAAACAGAGACAGUACAUCACAGAGUUCUAUAAAAUUUCAUAGGCAAUGCAAAUAUUUACUGCAACAGACAUGUCAAGAAGCUAACAGGUUUUCUUUAAUAAACUAUUUUCUUAAAGUUUAGCUUAGAGUAAUAAUACAUUAGACAUUUCCUUCUAUUAUCCACAUAUGCAAGAAUUUCAAACUCUACAACAAUUAUAUUUUGUUCAUACCAUGUAAAUAUAUUUCUAGUAGAUGUAUGUUAAAUUUAUUGUUUUUUCUUUGUCAUUGUGCUACUGUCGGCAUAGCCUUUAAUGAACAAUUAUUUUUCUUUGUUUAGUAUACUAACAAACGAGAACAUAAGAGAGCAGUUUUUAGGGUGCGUUCACACGCUAUUACUAGCGUCGGGUUUCACGCUGCGGGGAACCUGCUGCGAGUUACACUACCAUUGGUUUGGAUGGGUCCACAUAGUGUCAGAUUUGCGGACUGUCCGCGGACCCAUUUAAAUAAGUGGUAGCGUAACUCGCAGAAGGUUUCCCGCAGCUGAAAACUCGCUGCUAGCUACUAGCGUGUGAACUCACCCUUAGUGAGUUUUACAGUAAAGGGCCCUUUCUGAUUUCAAGGUAAAGAAUUAAAAUUCAAUUAUUGUGAUAUAUCAUGACAAAUGCAGCAUUCUUAUUAUUAUAUUCAUUGUCCCUAGCAAUUUAACUCUAAUACUCCUUGAUGCAACCUUUUCUUUUCUUUACAUUCUCAGAAUGCCGACAUUCAAAAACAACAAUUGGACUUACCUUCCGCAGCUCCCCUGCUGUCUUCGGUAUCCCGCUCACAGCCUCCGUUACAGAGUUUUUCCUGCUCCUAGUGGUCGACUUGAGCCCCAUAUUGAGCUCUGGCCCCAGUCUUCUUACUGGCUUGAUACAUCACCCUACCGCUCAGCCUAUCACCGGAACAACACUGCGGCCGGCGAUUAGCUGAGCCACAGUGUGAUAAGUCAACCACAAGAAACUGAAAGAAGACCGCAGCAGAGGCCGGGAGCGAGAUACCUAAGACACAAGGGACACAGUGGGGGUAAGGCCAAUUAUAGUUUUUUUAUGCCAGCAUUCUGGACAGCUAAAAAACUAAAUUGCAUCCAGGAGUAUGUUUUUGUGCGCCUCCUAAUAAUGUCAAUGAGGGUAACAGCAAUUUCUAAUAGAACUUUUUUUCCAGUUAAUCGGAAACAUUUUAAAGCAUACUGGGUGCGGUUAUGUAAUAGCAGACCUUCUGGUGAGCUAGACUGCUGUUUGUAACAAUGUAGCCUUAUCAGUUGUCUGUAUGGUGUGAUACAUGGUGAAUAGAAAAUUGAAGAAUGUCCAGCACAAAAGCACGAUGCAAGAAGAUGAUUUAUUGUGAAUUCACACAGCAAACAGCAACAUGGAUCAUGGAGUAGAGUGACGCGUUUCAGCAACCUUAUGGUGGUGAGCCGGACGACUUCCCUUUACUUGAUACAUGGUGAACAGCUGCUUUCUCACAAUAUUUUACCAUUUUAAACAAUGGCUACACCCUAUGUGAUAUACUAAUUUUAAAAAAUGGUUUCAGUAUUGACGUUAACAUAUUAAGAAGUGUUAAUAAUAAUUAUACACAUAAGUAUAACUGCAAACACAUCAAUCAUAGGUAGCAAAUGAAAUAACACCAUAGCUAUUAAGCCAAUACAUGUGGUGGAAGGAAAAGGAUUGACAGGAAUUAAGUCGGCAUUGCAUUGUGAAAUCAUAUAUACUUCAAAACGUCUACAUUUUUUUUUCCAGAAUUUUAAAAUGUGUUUUAUAUGUCUGUCCAAUACACAGGAAUAGAAAUACUUUGUAUUAUAUCUCGUGUGAUUUUUAUGAUUGCAUAUUAUUUCAUUAUUUUGUAGUCAUGUAUUAUCAGGGCAUUCUUACAUCUGUUAGUUUUCUUCUGUAAUGUACAAAGUUUUAUUAAAACAAAUGUUAA